Thermothielavioides terrestris NRRL 8126 is the source of this 2919-nucleotide messenger RNA. RefSeq lists its product as uncharacterized. The record is from RefSeq and is a predicted model, not a curated record. The transcript is spliced from 5 exons. The coding region runs from base 1 to 2919 and encodes 972 amino acids. NCBI's taxonomy places the organism in Eukaryota, Fungi, Ascomycota, Sordariomycetes, Sordariales, Chaetomiaceae.
AUGCCGGACGACUGUUUCGAGUCUUUCGACUUUCGAGACGAUGAAUCCGGAUAUCCAGAAAACCCUCCGCCGCCCAAGACGGUGUCUCCUCCCUUGUAUUUGGGAGGGCAUUUCUCAUGCUCAGAAACGGUCCAGCCUGCGCAACUCAGCAAUCUGUGGACGCCAGAACUGCCGAUGGAGCACUGCUACCCGGGAGGACAGCCUCUCGAUGGCACCGCGCCUCCAGACUUUCAGUUCAGCCCGGGAUUUGCAGCACGGGCGUCACCUCAGGGUUCGAUCAGCAACGUUGCCGCUCUCCCUCCGAUACAGCCUCACGCAAUCUCUGACUCUCUCGUUGCUGCAGAGCCCAACCGGCUAGCCAUGAGCGAGUAUUGCUCUCCCCGACGAUCACGUGGGGCAUCCCACGGCAAGAAACGGGCCGUCGGUUUGUCUGUGCUGAGGGCGAAAUGGCAGGUCCCCAGGAAUCCCACAGACGAAGCCGUAGCCAAAUGCGACUCCCACGGUCCAGGCAGGUCGACCAACCGCGGCCGCAUGGCCGUCCCCCAAGCAGACAUGGUGAAGCGCAAGGCGGAGGACAGGGCCCCGAAUCCCUCCGCUUUCGAUUCCACGGAUUCCGAGCUCUCUCGGGGGAGCACGACGAGCGUUUCCAGCAGAAGUACUGACAGCGGAUACGGCUCCGCCUUUGAGUCUCCUCCGUUCUGGCCCUCCAGCCGCACUCCGGACUCGCUCGUUGCCGCCGUGCCUCCUGCAUCGAAAAAUAUUUUGUGCGAGACCAUCGAAAAAGCAGGCGCAUGGACGGAGCCUGAGACGUCGAUCGAGCUUCCGUCUCGACCGAAACCUUUGCCAUCCAAUCAUGACCGGAGCGAAUCGGUCAGCGGUAUAGGUCACACCACGACGGCAAGUGAUGGGUCCUCGACCACGUGCAUUUCGCAGCCAACUCCCAACGGGGAUUUUUCGUGUGGGCACCGGGGCGUAAAUGCUUCGACACACUCUUCGAAAAACACGGCAGACGCCACAACGAUGGAUAUCGAACCGGAGUGCGACGCCGCCAUGGCUCCUGGCUCUGAAGAGGCAGGUCAGUCUGCCGAGUCGGGGCUCUCGUACGCUGAAGACCUUGAGGGCGGCCGUCUUGCGGAUGCUGAACCGAACGAGACGGAUGGCUUAGAAACCGAGGAUGAGGACAUGGAUGCGCAAGAGCUUUCCAGAUCUCCCACUCCUUGGCCGGAAAGCUGGUACGAAGGGGGAAGUGAACUUGGGCUCGAGCGGUUCGCUGGCAGCAUUUUGGAAGCGUGCUUUCGUCGCCGAGCCGAGGCCUAUGGUGACGAUGCCAGCACCACGCAGUGUCCCAUGGACGGUGACACUGGCCGCCGAGAUCCACCAACAAGCGGAGCAUGGUCAACGACCGGUCAGGCAUCGCACUCUGGAGCCCCAGGCUCGGGCAACUGCCCAGCGAAACGGCCUCGAAGCGGUGGCUCUGGUGAUGACGACGGUGGCGAGGAUUCGCGGUCCCCGAAGAGGCGAGAUGUCAUGGGACCACCAGGCAAAGAUAUCAGCUGCAAGAAGUCCUACGCCUGCCCUUACCAAAAGCGCUUUCCCGGCGAGAGCCCGCUCUGUGGAAGGCCGCAUGGGUCGAAAACGGAAUUCGGCUGGGAUAGCGUCUCGCGGGUGAAGUUGGUUCCAUCGAGCCCCCUGCCUGACCACCACUGCCCAAACUGCUGGAAAGCGUACAAGAAGGUUGACGACGCUAAGAGGUGUCAGGAAACUAGGAAGUGCAUCAAGCGGCAAAGUCCCCCGAAGCUUUGGUUGUCGGCGUCCGAGACCGCGCAGCUCAAGGCGGAGCGGGUUGCCAACCAAAGCGACAACGCCUGGUAUCGGAUAUUCGGCAUUCUGUUCCCAGAUAUACCAGAGCACGGACCGGAUGGCUACAGGGCCAAGUACACGCCAUACUAUGUCUGGUCGCCGUGCCGCACGCCCAUGUCCAAUCAAUAUUCGAAUUUUCCCAACGGGCCAAGCCCCGACUUCAGCCCUGACAGCAUGUGGACUCCCAGUUCGGGGGGCAACCUGCCAACUUCCACGCCCCUGGACGGGAACGGAGGCGGUGCCAGUCCGGGAGAAAUAGCGCAGCGGGCUGACCGCAUGCUAACCCCGGGCCCUUCGCCGCUCCAAGAGCCACAGCAAGAGCGCGGGAGCCAGGCAAGCCCUCGGCCCGUACACACCGCAGCUGGGGAGGGGCAGGCCCCAGUUGACAACAUCGCUGUCUCUAAUCCGCCCGCCAUCGCCCCUCCGCCCAGCACCACGACGCUGCAGGCAAUAGACAUAUCCCUGCCGGAGCUGCCGGACGCGCCCCCCAGCUCCAUCCUAGACUUGGACAACCUCCUGUUCGGCGAGCAGGAUUUCGACUUCAGCCUCCCCCUCGCCGACCCGGUCCCAGACCCGGCCACACACCCCGAUCCCGAUCCCGAUCCUGCUCCGGCUCCCAAUUUCGCAGCCACAGCCGCACCAGCCGCCGGAUCACUGCCCACCCCAGCUUCCCACGCCGAACCCGACCAGCUCCCCACCCCGACCGCCGCCCUGCCCGACCAAUCGUCCCCGCCGACCUUGACCGUGUGCACCUGCUUCACGACCCCGCAACCGCAACAGCAGCAGCAGCAGCAGCAGCAACCGCAGCAGCAGCAGCCGCCCCAGCGGCAGCGGUGCGUCUGCCGGCUGCAGCGGCACAACGCGGACCUGCGGGACGAGAACAAGCGGCUGCGGGGCGAGAACGAGCGGCUGCGGGCGGCGCUGGAGGCGCUGCGCGGCGCGCUGGACCGGCAGUUCGAGGUGCUGCAGGACGUCGACGACCAGGGCCUGGUGCCGGCCGACGUGAUGGAGCGGCUUUGGGACUGUCAGGAUCGGAUGCGGGGGUCGCUGCCCUGUUAA